CCUCUUUGCAAAGGAGAACCUGCACCACAUGAGUGAGCACCAGCUGAACCUCUACGACCGCCUCAUCAACGAGCCCCGUAACGACUGGGACAUCUACUACUGGGCCACAGAAGCAAAGCCCACACCAGUGGAGUUUGAGAGCGAGGUGAUGGCCAAGCUGCGGGAGUUCGCCAAGAACAAGAAGAAGGAGCAGAGGCUGCGACAGCCAGACCUGGAAUACCUCUUUGAGCACCCCCACUCGCAACAGUGA
Nestor notabilis (Kea) is the source of this 250-nucleotide messenger RNA. Its product is annotated as succinate dehydrogenase assembly factor 2, mitochondrial-like. Gene Ontology annotation, biological process: protein-FAD linkage; mitochondrial electron transport, succinate to ubiquinone; mitochondrial respiratory chain complex II assembly. The record is from RefSeq and is a predicted model, not a curated record. The transcript is spliced from 2 exons. The annotation marks the transcript as partial. Gene Ontology annotation, cellular component: mitochondrion. NCBI's taxonomy places the organism in Eukaryota, Metazoa, Chordata, Aves, Psittaciformes, Psittacidae.